GAGCAUCAGAAUAAAGACAGAACGAACUUGAAAGAGAGUUUUCAGCGAACAUAAGAUUUCUAAGAUUAUUCAACAAAGGGAAUAAACUCGGAGAAUUUAAGAAGAAAUAACGGGAGUCGAAACUGUGAAAAUCAAGGACUUUCCUCAACUUAUCCAUCUGUGAUUUAUUUAUUUUAUUUUAUUCAGGUUGGUAAAUUCUAAUAAUGAUGUUUUCUUCAAAUAACAUGUAGCCUAUUAUAAUAUAUUUAUUACGUUUUUAUAAUGGGACUGUAAUUUUGAGACGUGCAAAUGACAAUACCUAUUUAACUGUUUUUCUACCUUCUGGUUGAAACAGAUUUCUGAGGUUUCAAGAUGAAACUGACAGGAGUAUUUCUCCUUUUGGUGCUUUGGAAUUGUGAGGGCAGCAGGUUGGCAGGUGAGUUUUUCGGAAACUUGGGGAAACAUUAUUAAAUAUUUGACAAUCAGCUUUUUAAAAUCAUCAAUGGAAUUCUUCUGUUAAAAGUUCCUGCAAUGUUUUUUAUCUGUGAACUUGAAGUUGCCAAGAGAGACUCACUACAGUUUCUCCCUUCACAGAGAGUGGAGAUGAUAACAGUGUAUACGACCUAUUCGAGCUUGUGAAAGUGAACAAGAGGCACCAAGGAGUUACCUUGGUAAAAGGCGCAGAUCCAUACAGCCCAGCCUAUAAGGUCCUGAACGCAGACCUGAUCCCCCCGGUUCCCGAGAUCUCCUUCAGGGACCUCAUUGAUUCAGUACAAGCUGAGAGGGGAUUCCUUCUGCUUGUCAACUUCAAGCAGUUCAAGAAAACCAGGGGCAGUCUUUUGACUGUGGAGAAGAAUGACGGAUCAGGACCGAUAUUCGAAAUAAUUUCUAAUGGCAAGGCGCAAACUCUGGAUGUGGUAUACUCUACCGGGAACAAGCAACAGGUAGUGUCCAUAGAAGAUGCAGAUCUAGCGACCGGACAUUGGAAGAAUAUCACGCUGUUCAUUCAGGAGGAUCGUGCCCAGCUGUUCGUGGGGUGUGAAGAGAUCAAUAUAUCAGAAAUGGAAGUGCCCAUCCAAAAGGUCCUGACGCAUGAGGUUGCUGACAUCGCCCGUCUGAGAAUCGGAAAAGGAGCUGUGAAAGACAGAUUUAUGGUAAAUAUGACUUGAUUCAUGUGUUCAUAAAUACAUAGCAAAUAAUGUUGUAAUUAUGUUUACAAAUAAAUGUUACACUUCUGAAGUUUAUAGCCUAGUCUGAGUAGCCCCAACCUCGUGGGUCGCGCACAGCGCAGCGUUUGGCGUCCACAGAGAUGUAAUAAUAUUUUACAUAAAAAUGAAAAUAGUAUGAUCCCUAAGGAAAUGUAUUGGAAAGAUGCAAACGUGUGAAUAUGGAAUAGCUCUAAAUGGAUGUGUAUGUGUGCAGGGAGUGCUUCAGAACGUGCGCUUCGUUUUUGGAACCACUUUGGAGGCAAUCAUGCGCAAUAAGGGAUGCCAAAGCUGUAAGUGUGAAUUACAAAAUUAUAAAUGUUAUUUUUGCAUUUAAAUGUUUGAAUUACUGUAUAAGUUGAUGUUAUUCAUUGCUUGUUAGUUGUAAAAAUCUAAAUGCAUUUCAUUACCAAAUAAAAUGACUAGUACUGUAAUUCUAUAUGGCCAUUAAAGUCUCUUCAGGUGGAUGUUAUUAUGCUGUUCAUGGAAAUUACUGUGUCUGUCCUCCUCCAGCUGCAACGUUGACUGAUGUCAUGACCCUGGACAACCCAGUCAAUGGGACUAGCCCAGCAAUAAGGACUGAUUACACCGGCCACAAAACCAAAGGUGAGACCAGACUUCACUCUGCAGAGACAAGAUCAGUUGCUCCUACUGGUCUGUAACAACUGUUAAUGUAAAGGAGGGAGGUGACUAACUGAUUGCUUUUCUCCUCUUUAGAUAUUCAGCAGGUCUGCGGUUAUUCCUGUGAGGAUAUUGCCAGCAUGUUCAAUGAGCUCAAGGGACUCGGUGUGGUUGUUAAGCAGCUGUCAAACGAGCUUAACAGAGUGGUAAGCACAGAAAGCAGCUGGGUCUGUGCACUGUCAUCCUCCCUCCCUCUCUAAUCUAUCUGUUCCCAGUUAAAACCUUUCCACUGCACAGCCACUUGCCCCUGGAAUGGCACACCCUGCCAGAUCAUAAUGACUGCCAUAUGAAUACACAAAUAUGUUUGGCUGUCAUUGAAUUUGUAUUUUCUUUAAUUAAAUCAAGCUAUGUGUUAAUCACAAUGUUGGUUGGUAUUUUAUUUCUACUGGAACCUUGGCUAUGUAAAAGUUCCCAUCCUAUUGUCUAAACACAUGUCCCUCUCUCUCCCUCCCCUCCUCUGUUUGCAGAAUAAGGAGAGCAAUCUGCUCAUGAACCAGAUGAACAUUCAUAGUAGGGUCUGUCUUCACAACGGUAUCGUUCACAAGGACACAGACGAGUGGACCAUGGACGGCUGCACAGAGUGUACCUGCCAGGUAGGUGUCAUCACACUUGGUGGAAUACAGUUAUUCAGUAACCCAGCCAGUAGUAAACUGUAUGAAAACCAGGCAGUAGCUCCUAAACCCCGUAAUGAGGUGUUAAUAGGCUCUUGUGUUUAGGCUCUUGUGACCAUGCAGUGUCUGUCUGCUAGCCAUCACCUCACCUCUAAUGAGAUGUUCGAGAGAAUAGCAGUAGGGGGGUUCUGCCCUGUCAAACCCCUCUCUCUCUCACUUUCUCUCUCACUAAGGGUGUUAUUGUAGUUAUCUAUUUGGCUAGGUAUCAAGAAUGUGUCUUUAAUUAGGACAUCUGUAGAGACCCUCUGUUCUGCCUUUCCCACUGUCACCGUCCUUCCCUCCAGACGCCCAGCACAUUGCUUGUCCCGACUCCAGAGCAGGUGCACAGAACUAGGAUGGUAGCACAUCGGGGAUCCCCCUACCGCAGACAAAGAUCAUCCCAAUGUCCCCAAACAUAGAAAUUAGUCCUGGCAAAGCAGCAGCCACCUUUGUGCAAUGCAAAGUUAAUGAUCCAGAUUAUUUUCCCGGCCGUCCUUGCUGUAGCCGGACAGCCUGCUCUGGAGACAAACUAUUUACUAAUCCCAGCAAUCCUCUCUACAGAACUCUGCAACUGUGUGUCGCAAAAUCUCUUGCCCCCUGAUGCCCUGUGCCAAUGCCACCGUGCCCGAUGGAGAGUGCUGCCCACGUUGUGGAACCCGUAAGUACUCUUCUACUCUUGAAACCAAGCCUGUAGCAAUAUUGUAGUACUUUUUUGUAAGGUGGAUUUGAAGUUUUCUGACAACCUGCCUAUCAGGUGUAUUUUAAUUUGCCAAAAGUCUUCCAUUUAACAUUUGUCAGUCCUUCACAUUCCCUGAGUACACCUUAGAUUGCCAGGUCUCAAAUCUCCUGGGCUAAAUUGAUUUAAAUAGAACCUGUUCUUUGAAAAUCCUUUGCCCCCUCCUGGCUGAGCACUGCAAUGUUAAUAGCUCUCCCAUUGUCUCUCCCCCCCUAGCGAGUGACUAUGCUGAGGAUGGCUGGUCCCCCUGGUCUGAAUGGACUCAUUGUUCUGUGUCAUGUGGACGGGGCAUCCAGCAGCGAGGUCGCUCAUGCGACCGCAUCAACAGCAACUGCGAGGGCACCUCUGUGCAGACCCGCGACUGCUACCCUCAGGAAUGUGACAAGCGCUGUGAGUAAACCUACCAUUUCUACUCAACAGUCUCUCUCAGUACCAUCCAUCUCAUGUGUACUGUAAUAGCACAUGAACUAAUAAUUAUGUGUCUGUCCUUUACAGUCAAACAGGAUGGUGGCUGGAGCCACUGGUCUCCCUGGUCCUCCUGCUCUGUGACCUGUGGUGAAGGAGUCAUCACCCGCAUCCGCCUUUGUAACUCCCCAACUCCCCAGAUGGGAGGCAGAGACUGCCAAGGACAGGGCAGAGAGACCGAGGUCUGUCAGAAAUCCCCUUGUCCAAGUAAGUAGAAGAGCAGCAUCUAAACACUUGUACCUAUCUAUCCAUCUGUCUGGAGAUACAGGUGUAACUCAUCUAUCUCUCUCUCUGUACUUUAGUUGACGGAGUCUGGGGACCCUGGUCUUUAUGGGACACCUGCUCUGUCACCUGUGGAGGUGGACUCCAGACUCGCCAGCGUCUUUGUAACAACCCCACCCCCAUAUACGGAGGGAAGGAAUGUCAGGGUGACGCCAAAACAUCCCAACUGUGUGGCAAAGAGGACUGCCCUAUUGGUACGAAUUUUAUUAAUAGAUUAUGGCAUUUGUUAUUUUUACCUAAAGUGUACAAAUCCAUUAUUGUUCACUAUUUUAAAAUCAAUAUGCUUCUGUCUACAGAUGGCUGUCUGUCCAACCCCUGCUUUGCUGGCACUAAGUGUACCAGCUUUCACGAUGGUUCCUGGAAGUGUGACGCAUGCCCAGUGGGCUACACCGGAGAUGGCAUCAACUGCAAGGACAUCGACGAGUGCAAGGAGGUACCUGACGCGUGCUUCACACUCAACGGAGUCCACCGCUGUGAGAACACUGAGCCUGGUUACAACUGCCUUGCCUGCCCCCCUCGCUACUCAGGACAACAGCCCUUCGGGAGAGGAGUGGAGCAGGCCACAGCCAAGAAACAGGUAAGACAAACUCUGACUACUGCAACAAAAUACACAAAUGUGAGGAUUUCUGUUUAUUCUGAUACUAGGAGGUCAGAAGCACAUCUUAACCCUACAGUACGUAUCUCUCCCUUCCCCCUAGGUGUGCACACCCCGUAACCCAUGCCAAGACGGCAGCCAUGAUUGCAACAAGAAUGCCAACUGUAUCUACCUGGGUCAGUUCAGCGACACCAUGUUCCGUUGUGAGUGCAAACCUGGUUACGCUGGCAAUGGCCACAUCUGUGGAGAUGACACUGACCUGGAUGGAUGGCCCAACAAAGACCUACUGUGUGUGGAGAACGCCACCUACCACUGCAAGAAGGUAGGAGGGAUCCCACCCCCAGCACUGCACAAAGUCUAUUCCUAGCAUCUCCACUGUGUUAUUGUGGUAAUGGCUCUCUAACCAACCCUUUUGUUGUUGUAGGACAACUGUCCAAACCUUCCCAACUCUGGACAGGAGGACCACGACAAAGAUGGGCUUGGUGACGCUUGUGAUCACGAUGAUGACAACGAUGGGAUCCCUGAUGAUAGGGUGAGAGAUCAAAACAUCCUCUCUCCCAGGACUUGGUUAUCCACAAAGAAACCAAACACAGCAAUCAGUAGGCCUUUCUCCUCUGGGCUAGAGAAAGUGUAGGAGUCAGGGAGAAAGCCAGUAGCAUAUGAACAAUGUAGUAAUGGUGUUCAUUUUUUGUAAAUUAUUAGGACAACUGCCCAAUGGUCUACAACCCCGCUCAGUAUGAUGUGGACAGAGAUGACGUUGGUGAUCGAUGUGAUAACUGUGUGCAUGAGAGCAACCCUGACCAAGUCGACACAGACAACAACGGAGAGGGGGAUGCCUGUGCUAUUGACAUCGACGGUGAUGGUAAGAGAUCAUCACUCCUCCAACAUCAGACAAUGAAGUCUCUCAGUGCUGUCAGUCAUUAUCAGGCCUUAAAAGGUGUCAUAGACUGAUAUAAGUGUGUAUUCACUUCGCAGGCAUUCUAAAUGAGAGGGACAACUGCCCUUAUGUCUACAAUGUGGACCAGAGAGACACUGACGGGGAUGGAGUGGGAGACCAUUGCGACAACUGCCCUCUUGAGCACAACCCAGACCAGGUAACUGCAGCUUUCAUCUUCUACUACAUAAGAACCCAAUCUUAUCAAAUGUCUUGGAGGGUAGUAGAACUAUAAUUUUAAAAAACGCCUCUUAGGACAGUAGCCAUAGAUUGCACCUGUGCUCAGCUUUAAUGAAAGACAGGAAUGUGAAAAUGUGAAAGCUGGGAGAAGAAUGAGUGCAAUUCUCCCCCUCUCCUUAUUCAAUCCCCCCUUCUGAAUAGAUAUGAACGUGUGUGUGUAGUCUUGGCAAGGUGCAAGGAAACAGGAUUCUUGUUUGAAGGGAAAUUGCUAGCAUACCUGAAGACAAGGGGGUACAUUUAAGGAUGAGGGAUAGAAUAGCACCUCUCAUAUUGAGGGAGAUGCCUGUUAAGUUGAGAGUGGUGAAAUACAUUCAUUAUGUCUGAGUGCAUUGAUGUAGAGCCACAUUUAUCUUAUACAAGUGUGAAAGAAUGUGUUUUUGUGAAGACUAAAUUAAUUGUGUUGUCCUCCAGAUUGACUCUGACUCAGACCGUGUGGGAGACAAGUGCGACAACAACCAGGACAUUGAUGAGGACGGUCAUCAAAACAACUUGGACAACUGUCCCUAUAUCCCCAACGCCAACCAGGCCGACCACGACAAAGACGGCAAGGGUGACGCCUGUGACCACGAUGAUGACAAUGAUGGUAUCCCUGACGACAAGGACAACUGUAGGCUGGCCUUUAACCCUGACCAGCUGGAUUCUGAUGGUGAGUCACUCUCUCCAGUAGCUCUAUCAAACAUUGGCGCCAUUCAACUGACCUAUAGAACGAUUCAUCUUGAAAGACAAAGUACUCUCUACAGAAAUGCAGAGUCACAGAGAUUACUAUAGCGUCAGCUUGUUGUCUCAAUGCAGUGUUUUCUCUGUCUCCUCCUCUUAGGUGAUGGUCGUGGAGAUAUUUGCAAAGACGACUUUGACCAAGACAACAUACUUGAUAUCUACGAUGUGUGCCCUGAGAACUUUGCCAUCAGCGAGACGGACUUCCGCAGGUUCCAGAUGGUACCACUGGACCCCAAGGGCACCUCCCAGAUCGACCCCAACUGGGUGGUCCGCCACCAGGGCAAAGAGCUAGUGCAGACUGUCAAUUGUGACCCUGGCAUCGCUGUUGGUAUGUACUGUAACAUAUAUAUAACACCUUAGGAACUAAGGAGAACAACUACAAAACGACCAUUCGUAGAUCAUGGGUCCAUUGAGAAAAGUCCUAACCAACUUCUUUGUUGUCUAUAGGGUUCGAUGAGUUCAACGCAGUGGACUUCAGUGGAACGUUCUUUAUCAACACAGACAGGGACGAUGACUAUGCUGGAUUUGUAUUUGGCUACCAGUCCAGCUCUAGGUUCUACGUGGUGAUGUGGAAGCAGAUCACACAGACCUACUGGUCCCACACUCCGACCAGAGCUCAGGGUUACUCCGGAGUGUCCAUCAAAGUGGUCAACUCCACCACAGGACCUGGGGAGCAUCUGAGGAACGCCCUCUGGCACACCGGUGACACUGCUGGACAGGUACGGUCAGCUUCAGUCCACAUUAUGAGCCUAAAGCACAUAAGAGCAUUGAGAGAAAACCACUGGGUAGGAAACAUUUCUCAUGUCUUUUUGUUAUUCCUCCUCUUAGUUGCGUACUCUGUGGCACGACCCCAAGAACAUCGGCUGGAAAGACUACACCGCGUACAGAUGGCACCUGAUCCACAGGCCCAAGUCUGGACUCAUCAGGUGAGCUCAUAUUAGCUUUAGCUCUGAACUCUUUAGCUCUUCUGCCUUUUCUGAAGCCACACAAACUCCUGCUUUCAUGUGCUAAUGAUUUCAUGUCAUCUUCCUUCCUUUCAGAGUUGUGAUGUAUGAAGGCAAGAGAAUCAUGGCUGAUUCCGGAAAUAUCUACGACAAGACUUAUGCUGGUGGAAGACUUGGCAUGUAUGUCUUCUCUCAGGAGAUGACAUACUUCUCAGACCUCAAGUACGAAUGCAGAGGUAAGAUGCUUUCAGGAAUGUUUUGGCAAACAAAAUGUUUUAUUUGCUCACGCCUUUUGAGUCCAGAUUUGUACAGGAUUUUAACUGAUUUUUUGAUUUUUUUCUUCUCUUUUUCCUCCAGAUUCU
This is a messenger RNA of Coregonus sp. 'balchen', 7790 nucleotides long. NCBI's taxonomy places the organism in Eukaryota, Metazoa, Chordata, Actinopteri, Salmoniformes, Salmonidae. The record is from the annotation of a GenBank genome assembly.